UCUCAACUACUCUUGUCUUGAAUCCUUCACUCAAGUCUCUUUUGUGUCCGUAAGAAAAAGAGAAGAAGAAAAAAACCCUAAUCUAUUGAGAAAUGGAUUUUCAUACUUUAGCUAGAAGAGAACUUCAAGCUCUAUGUAAGAAGAAUAAGAUCCCAGCUAACAUGACUAAUGUCGCCAUGGCUGAUGCCCUUUCUGCUCUAACUAUGGUUGAUGGGGUUGAAGGUAUUGGAAAGACAAUGCCAGAGACUCCGCUCACCAGUAGGACUGCCAGAAAACCAAUCAAAGCUCAAUCUGAUGUGGUCGAGCCCAAAACUUCUAUGGGUUUUGCCAGACCUAGUCGUGAAUCUAUGAAGGAGGUUCCAAUUGAUGAUCACGAAUAUAGUACAAGGCGAUCGACAAGAUUGCAGCAGAAAUCUGAAAUCAAAGUUUCUGAGUCUCUCCAGAAGGUAGGAGGAAGAAAUGAAGGUAUUAAGAUGGAAAUGUUGUCUAAAGAGGAAUACGAGGAGGAAAUGAAAUCAAUAUCUAAAAUUACUGAUGAUGUUCAACAGAAGAAUGGGGGAAAUGUCAAGGCUGUGAAAGAAGAACCAGAUGCUAUUUCCGAAGAUUCCUUUACUACAUUGCUCGUAGGUGGGGAUUCCACUUCUGAAGUUACUUCUGCUCCUAAGGUAUCUGCCAACGAAUUGAAGUUUACAGAUGGGGACGAGCUGCCUGAUGUAUCUUUUCCACCGGUGAAAACCGAAAAUUUGGUAGACGCAAAUGUUGAUGAAGGGAAGAGUUCGCACACAAGCGAAGUUGACCUCUAUGAUGUGAAGGUCACUGAUAAUUUUGAUUUUGAAACUAUGAAAGACUCAAUGAAGGAAGUCAUGAGUAAUCUGGAAGCUGAAGGGUGCAACUUAGAUACUCAGCAACAGGAUCUCAUAAUGGAAAGUGAAUAUGUUGAUGUAGCAGCUAUCCUUGAUACCGAGGUUAAUUGGACGUCGGAUGAUGAAGCAUCUGAUGAGAAUGAAGAGGAGUCAGAUAAUGAGGAAUCAGAUUCCGUUGAGGAGGACGACGAUUCAGAUGUUGAAGAGGAGAUUUCAGAUGCCGGUGAGGAGAAUGAGGACGCUUCUGAUGUUGACGAAGACAUUGUGAACCAGACUCCUUCCGAAACAACUACUUUGGGGAAUCAAGAUCAAGGAACCCCCCUAAGAUCAUCUACUAAGAAGAAAGCAAUUACAACUCCAAAAAGUUUUAUUAAGGUAUUGGACGACAACAAGGUUGGUCUAAGAAGUAAUUCUAAGGUGGUAUCUGAAGUAGCAACUGAAGAGAAAGAGAACAAAGGUGACAACACAGCCCAGAGGAAACUAAAAAGUACAAGUGUAAGGCAGUUGAAGAAGAUGAUCAAACAGCUUACCCUCGUAGACAAUAAAAACACUAGUGUUAAGGGGCAACAGGUGGAGAAGAGGCCUGUUCUGCAACAAUUGAGCGGUAACUGUUCGGUGGAAGAGAAAGAAGAGUGACACAUAUCUUUUACCUUCUAAAAUUUUGAUGGGUGUGAAGAGAAUGUGUGAAAAUUUUGUUGUUGUUUUAGUCGAUGGGGUUAAUGAAUUUGUUUACCCUCAUUUUGAGCAUUUUGUAUCUUUUUUAGAGAGAUCAUGUGGUCUUUUGUAGGGAUCAAUGAAUAAUUGAUUUUAGGUGUAUUGUUGGAAGGUUUUGAACAAUGAGUUUGCUGAGUCUUCUGCAUUAAUAAGAAUAAAAAUCUAUUUUGACA
Papaver somniferum (opium poppy) is the source of this 1750-nucleotide messenger RNA. RefSeq names its product chromatin-remodeling ATPase INO80-like. Bases 93 to 1499 code for a protein of 468 amino acids. The transcript is spliced from 4 exons. The record is from RefSeq and is a predicted model, not a curated record. Lineage: Eukaryota; Viridiplantae; Streptophyta; Magnoliopsida; Ranunculales; Papaveraceae.